Sclerotinia sclerotiorum 1980 UF-70 is the source of this 2703-nucleotide messenger RNA. RefSeq lists its product as hypothetical. The transcript is spliced from 2 exons. Lineage: Eukaryota; Fungi; Ascomycota; Leotiomycetes; Helotiales; Sclerotiniaceae. The coding region runs from base 1 to 2703 and encodes 900 amino acids. The record is from RefSeq and is a predicted model, not a curated record.
AUGCCCAAGAAUAUGGACAAUUUCGUACCAAGUACGCCACCAGCUCUUUUCAUUCCAAAGAAGAAAGAAACUCCGCCUAAACUCUCGUUGAGCGACAUGCUUGCCGCCAAAGAAGCUGCGAAAUCAUCUCCCAAACAAUCUGUCGCAGUUUCUGAGAUGUCAGGAACUGCUAAUACCUAUGUAUUUGGUGCUGCUAGUAAUGCUCGUUCACCUAACGCCUUUCGGCUUGGAGCAACAGCAAAUUCUCCAAUGCCUACGACAACUAUGGCUCUCGAUGUCGAAAAGACGCGCAAGCUUGAGAAGGAAAUCAAACGACUCACUCACAAGCGGGAUGAGUCUUUGAAGGAGUUGAAACGAGAGAGAGCUAUUAGUGCAAAGACAAUUGCAGACCUCACAGUGGUAAUCCAAACUGCUGAAGCCAACAGUACACAGAUAAUCGCAGACUUAAACACGGCAAUUAACAUUGUUGUGGAAGAGAAAAAUGAGUUUGAAAGGAACUAUAUGACCGUCUUUGACGCUCUCAGCCAAGCAAAUGACACGGCAGAUGAGGCAAAUUAUCAUGCCGAUCAAUGCGAUGACAAGGUCAAACGCUUAGAGAGGGAAAAAUCGAACCAAAACACCAUUAACCGACGCUUGAACGAGUUGAUAAAAGAUCUGAGGGCCAAGGUUGGCGGCUUUGAGGACGUGAUAGAAGUGAAGUUGGAUGAAAUUCAGGUAGCAGAGACAGAAGUCAGAGUCAAGACUGAAGAGUUAAAGGUGUCUCAAGGCGAACUCGAAGCCGUGAAGCUAGAAGCUUCCAGAAUUUCCUUGAAUCAUGAGCAGAACGAUGCAGGUGAUCGUCUCAAAGCUCUUGAAGGGGAGCAUCAAGAACUCGUCAAUAAACUCCAAGGGUUGGGAGACGAGAAGGCAAAGUUGAUGCUUGAGGGUCAGACUAUAUUGAAUGAGCGAGACCAGCUCAAACUUCAGCUCAACGAUGCUGCUGUCAAAGUCAAUACCCUGCAGCAAGAUCUCGUUAGAGUUCAGACUGAAAUCACGCAAGCUCAGCCUCGUAUUUGGGAACUUCAGCGGACAGCAGACAGAGCUACUGCCUUGCAUAUCGAGAACAAGUCACUCGGGAAAAAACUUGAGCAAGCCAAUUGUGACCUUGCACAAAUAAAACUUAACCAUGCACAAGCUAUCGAAGCUAAAGAUCAGAUUAUCUCCGACAGCAACCACGCUCUUCUCGAUUCGAAUCCCAAAGAUACUUCCAACGUGCAGAGCGAGCUCCAUAAAUCAAUUGAGGAACUUCAAGCCCAGAAUCUCAUUCAGGCGACUGCUCAUCAGAACGAGAUCGCUGUAUUUGAAGCGAAGAUUAUUGAGUUGUCUGAAGGUCAUGAAGCAAAGUUACUUUCUCUGCGGGAUUCCUAUGAAUCCAUUGUCACUAACAAAGAGGAGACGAUUGCUCAAGCGAAAGCACAAGCUGGGUCUGCUGAUAAAGAUGUCGCUUCUCUCAAAUUCGAUCUUUCGAAGGCCAGGGGAUCUGCUGAUGUUCUUCAAAUGAAACUCUACACACUCCAAGGCGAUCUCGGUACUUCCCACAAAGUUGUGCUUUCUCUUCAAGGUGAAGCAAAACAUAUGCGGAAUGAAUUCAAUGUCCUUAAAGACGAAAUGACCUCGACGCGAAAUCUCCUCGAAAACGUCAGCCAGAAGACGGAGUCAGUGAAUAAGCAGUUGGCGGAAAAGAAAGAAGAGCUUGAGGCAGAGAAGAGUGCUCACGAGGCUACGAAAGCCAUACACGCUGCACCUGUCGAUCAACUUGCCAAAGAGAAACACAGCUCAAAUUCUGUCGUUACUGCUAGUACCAGACAGCGAAUGACUGUUACCCGUCGUACCGCCUUCCACCCAAUUGGACCCCCAGUUAUCGAUGAAGAGGAACCUGAAUUCAUGAAUGAGGAUUCUCUUUUGCCAGUUCUUCCAGCCAAAAUUACGGGCUGCAGGGGUGUAGUACCAGCGCUGAUUCCUCGUUUUGAUUUUGAGGAUGAAAAGUUAUUUUCACCCAGUCCUGAGGAACGUCUCGAGUAUGCUAGGUUUGUAAUCAGGGAAUUUACUCACCUAGAAAUUUCGAAGUUUCAAUCUAUGAAUAGCGUACCUGUUGACGUCACCAUUUCUGAUUCUGUUACCGAUUCUGUUCUCAAGGUAGAAGAGCCUAUAGUCAAGGGUGAUCUAACACAGGCGACUGAGGAGGAAAAGCAGAAUGCAGAAGCUCCUAUAACCUCAUCAGUGGUUGUUAUGGCAGCAGCUCCUAGGAAGAAGCAUGUCAGAACUCCAUCUGCAAUUUCCCGAUUUUCGCUGGUCCUCUUCUUCCUCUUCGUUAUCUCGUUCAUCGCCAUGACCACAAAGGUGGCUCCUACCAAGAGAGGACCAGUUUUGUCGAUUGGAAUGAGCAGUGCCAUAGCCAAAACUACGACACCGCUUAUUUCCACGACUAUUUCUACAGAUCCCAUAGUGGCUACGGUGACUAUCGUGGUCACAGUCUCUGUAGAAGAGCCAAAGUCGACGGAACUGGUCGCUCCCGUCUCUUGGGACAAAGUCUCUUUACAAGUACUUUAUCCUACCAGAAUAUUGCGACUCGGUGAACAUAUCCUAGAGAGUACCUUCCAUUAUUGGAAGACUCUCGAGGUUCGGAUCCUCCGAGUCGUCAAUAUUUUCCGCCGUGGUGAUUAA